Molecule: messenger RNA, 1335 nt
Organism: Trypanosoma rangeli
Lineage: Eukaryota; Euglenozoa; Kinetoplastea; Trypanosomatida; Trypanosomatidae
Product: Sof1-like protein
Exons: 1
Coding region: 1-1335 (444 amino acids)
Biological process (GO): maturation of SSU-rRNA from tricistronic rRNA transcript (SSU-rRNA, 5.8S rRNA, LSU-rRNA)
Cellular component (GO): small-subunit processome; nucleolus
Molecular function (GO): protein binding
Source: RefSeq, a predicted model, not a curated record
AUGGUGAAGGUGAAUGCCAUUAGUCGAUCGAAUUUGGAAUGGACCAAAGAUCGAAACGGUGAAGUUCCACGUGUGAAUCGUAAUUUCGAUACAAAGUACAAUCCAAUGGCAAAACAAACCGAGUUUACACGUGCCAUUCGUGCAGCAAAGCUUGAUCGCAUGUUUGCGAAACCAUUUGUUGGCGCUCUUUCUGGUCAUCAUGAUACCAUUCAAUCGCUUGCUGUAGAUUACACGAGUUUGUCUACCGUUGUCAGUGGAGCGUUUGAUGGGAGUUUGAUAGUAUGGGAUGUUUUUACAAAACGCCCAAAAGCAAUAAUUGAUGCACAUCGACAUUCUGUUGACGGACUUGUUAUUUCUACUGAUGGUGUUGCUUGCUUUAGUGCUUCCCGUGAUAAAGUCGUUAAGAUGUGGGAUUUGGACUUUUCUUCUGAUGAUUUGAAUGCUAAACCGUUGGCUGAAUAUCUUGGAGAGUUUCCUUUUUCAUCUAUUGAUCAUCACUUUCAGAAAUCGCUAUUUGUUACUUCUUCUGAUGUUGUACAAUUAUGGGAUGUUAAUAGGACUCAACCAAUUCAACGUUUUUCUUGGGGCGAUGACACAGUCUCUUGUUGUCGAUUUAACAAAGUGCAAACAGACUUGGUUGCUUGUUGUAUGUCGGAUCGUGGUGUUUUUAUAUAUGAUGCAAGAACUCAAGCAUCACAUUCUAAAAUUAUUUUGGAGAUGUGUUGUACGAGUCUUGCAUGGAAUCCUAUGGAUCCAAAUACAUUUGUAACCGGCUCUGAUGAUCGAAACUGCUAUUUGUUUGAUGUGCGAGUUCCCGGACGCCCCAGAAGUGUCUUUCAGGGACAUAUUAAUGGUGUAACAUCAGUUGAUUUUUCCUCCACCGGAAACAAAUUUGUUGCCGCAUCGUUGGAUUCCACACUUCGAAUAUGGGAUAUUAAUCAAACUACGAAGUCGAAUUCAAUUGAAAUGUAUCAUACGAAGCGUAUGGCUAAAGUGUUCUCCGUUAAGUGGUCUCCUGAUAGUAGUUAUUUAUACAGCGGAAGUGAGGAUGCCAUUCUUCGAAUUUGGAAAGCGGAUGCAAGCAGGCCUGUUCGACCAUUACGAGGCCCUGAACGAAACAGUUUUAAUUAUAUGCGUUCUUUGAAGGAAAAGUAUUCUGGAUUCGUGGAAGUAAAGAGAAUUUCCAACCAGCGAAAUACCCCCAAGGCAAUUAGCAGAACACAACGACGAGCCAAAAAGGCAGAGAAACGUGAGUUCAUUAAGGAGGCAUCCCGAAGAAAACAUGAUGAUAUCAAGCCUCUUGCCCAACGUAAGGUUUAUCAGUCUCUUAAAUAA